This is a messenger RNA of Fusarium coffeatum, 402 nucleotides long. RefSeq lists its product as uncharacterized. The transcript is spliced from 2 exons. Lineage: Eukaryota; Fungi; Ascomycota; Sordariomycetes; Hypocreales; Nectriaceae. The record is from RefSeq and is a predicted model, not a curated record. Bases 1 to 402 code for a protein of 133 amino acids.
AUGAGUGAGCUCGAUGACGCACACAUCUCCGUGCGCUUCAAGCACGGCAUCCAUACCUUCUACCUCUUCAUCGACGCCCUCGCCCCCAUGUCUGAAGUCACCACCGAGCUUAUCAAUGUCAUAACCGACCGCUACCCCCGAGGCCUUACCACGCGGAUCGAGCCUCCCAAGCAUACUCCUGUCAACGAGAACUCGAAGUUUGUGUUUGGCGCGUUGAAGAUUCCGAACGAUCUUUCUUCGGGAUGGACUAAGCUUAAGACGGGGGGUGGUGAGCACUCGCCGACGAAGUUGGGGUUGAAGAAUAAUAGCUUGAUUGCGUUUGCUGUUGUUCGUAAUGAGGAUGAUGAUCCGGGUUUUGACAUCGAGUGGCCGAGAGAGGAGGAAGAUCUUUACGAGGAAUGA